Messenger RNA from Bacillus rossius redtenbacheri, 9891 nucleotides. RefSeq names its product dual 3',5'-cyclic-AMP and -GMP phosphodiesterase 11 (gene Pde11). NCBI's taxonomy places the organism in Eukaryota, Metazoa, Arthropoda, Insecta, Phasmatodea, Bacillidae. The transcript has 23 exons. Gene Ontology annotation, molecular function: 3',5'-cyclic-AMP phosphodiesterase activity; 3',5'-cyclic-GMP phosphodiesterase activity; protein binding. Bases 945 to 3602 code for a protein of 885 amino acids. Gene Ontology annotation, biological process: signal transduction. The record is from RefSeq and is a predicted model, not a curated record.
UCACAACAACGCCGAAGUAGUCCGUGCCUCGCGCCUGCCGCGAGAUAGUCGCUCUCUCCUCUCUCUCUUUCUCUUUCUCUCUCACUGUGACUCUCUCUUCUGCACGUCUGCAGUUCGACCACCGGCGCGCGUCGUGGUGGGACGUAAGUUCGUCGACCGUCUACUUCUUCCCCCUCCUCGGGCGAGGGGUAUACGCCUGCGCGGGGGGGGAAAGGAGGGAGAGAGAACAGAGGUGGAAGUGAAUGAUAAAAGAAGGAAACAAAACAGCAGCGUGUGCGCGAGAGUCACGUGUUCCGUCUGUUUUCGUUGGCGGCGUUGUGAGAACUGGGAUUUAUUAUUACUAUUUUUUUUAACCAUUCUGCGGCGCAUAUCUUUUUUUUUUUUUGCCCGUGUUUUCGUGGUGAUGUUCGUCACGACGUGCGCCGUUGCAGGAGCCCUGAGGUGAACGGGUUGGUGUAUUGUUUUGUUUCCCUGGCUCGUAAGAAGAAGGCGAAGGAAAAGGAGUCCACGGGGGCUUUGAAAUUUCCAGACAGCUCGGUGUGAAAGGAAGGGAUCUAACUCUUCCCUGAACCCUCCCCAAUCCCCCCCCCCUUUUUUUUUUGUUAGUGAAGUUAUCUUUUUUUUUUCUCCCCACCGACCCUUUUUUUUUUUCUCUCUUCCCUUCCCGACCCUCGUGUACAGGACUGCCAAUAGCGGCGUGCAACAUUGUCGUCUCGGCCAACAUCCACAGCGGGGAGCUUUUCGACGCACGCCGCAUCGGCUGAACAUGCGUGCGGGGCGGAGUCAAGCUGGCGACUUCCGGCGGUAACCACGCGGCCUCCCCGCCCGUGCUGUGGAGCUCGCGCAGGAAGCCAGGGCGCGGUCAAGUGGUUCGGGAUUUAUGGAGGAGCCAAGAAAAAGUAGCCAGAAAUGGCCUGCACCUGCGCCCCUUCGAGGAGCCGAGGAUGACGGCGGAGACGGCGCCCAGUCCGGCGGCGCAGUCGGCCGGCGACGCCCCGGACAAGCGCCACUACUACGACCCGGAGUACGCGCGCAUGGAGGCCUGGCUGGACGAGCACCCGGACUUCGCGCAGGACUACUUCAUGCGGAAGGCGACGCGCCACGUGGUGGACUCGUGGCUGGUGUCCCACGCGACCACGCUGCCCGCCGCGGGAUGCCCCCCGGAGCUGGGCUGCUCCCCCGGCGGCGGCGGCGGCGGGGUUGGAGGCGGCGGAGGAGGCGGAGGCGGCGCGCCGUCGCGCGGCGGGUCGGGCGCCACCACGCCCGUGCGCAAGAUCUCCGCGCACGAGUUCGAGCGCGGCGGCCUGCUCAAGCCCAUCGUGAACACCAUCGACGGCACGCCCACCUUCCUGUCGGUGUGCCCCGCCGGCGGGGAGUGCCCCGCGGGGCAGGGCUGCGCGCAGGUCCCGGGCCGGACCCACCGCCGCUCCCGGCACGAGCUCAGGCACCUCGACGAGAAGGAGCUCAUCUUCGAGCUGGUGAAGGACAUCUGCAACGAGCUGGACGUGCGCUCGCUGUGCCACAAGAUCCUGCAGAACGUGAGCAUGCUGCUGCACGCGGACCGCGGCUCGCUGUUCCUGGUGCAGGGCGAGCGGCGCGCCGGCGGCCGCCGCCGCUGCCUCGUCUCCAAGCUGUUCGACGUGUGCUCGCGCUCCACGCUGCAGGAGAUGGAGAAGAAGGACGAGAUCCGGAUACCCUGGGGCACCGGCAUCGUCGGCUACGUCGCCGAGUCGGGCGAGCCGGUCAACAUUCCCGACGCUUACCAGGACGACCGGUUCAACCACGACAUCGACGUCCUGACGGGCUACAAGACCCGCACGCUGCUGUGCAUGCCCAUCAAGGACUUCAACGGGGAGGUGAUCGGUGUGGCGCAGGUCAUCAACAAGCACCACGACUCGUGCUUCACCAGCACCGACGAGAAGGUGUUCGCCAGCUACCUGCAGUUCUGCGGGAUCGGCCUGCGGAACGCGCAGCUCUACGAGAAGAGCCAGCUGGAGGUGAAGAGGAACCAGGUGCUGCUGGAUCUCGCGCGAAUGAUCUUCGAGGAACAGAGCACCAUCGAGCACAUGGUCCUGCGCAUCCUCACGCACACACAGUCUCUCAUACAGUGCUCGAGGGUGCAGGUACUUCUAGUCCAUCAAGCGUCCAAAGGAAGCUUCUCACGGGUAUUUGACUUCGAAGCUAGCGACUUGAAUGGAGAGGAGAACGAUUCGCGGACCAGCCCGUUCGAGAGCCGGUUCCCGAUAAACGUGGGCAUUACGGGUUAUGUUGCCACUACAGGUGAGACUGUAAAUAUUCCAAACGCGUACGAAGAUGAGAGGUUCGAUUCUUCGGUGGACGAAGGCACCGGGUUCAAACACAAAAGUAUUCUGUGCAUGGCCAUCAAGAACUCGUCGGGGCAAAUCAUCGGCGUUAUCCAGCUCAUAAACAAGUUUGAUGACCUGCCCUUCACCAAAAAUGACGAGAACUUUGUGGAGGCGUUCGCGAUCUUCUGCGGUAUGGGGAUCCACAAUACGCACAUGUACGAGAGAGCUGUAAUAGCGAUGGCAAAACAGAGCGUUACUCUGGAGGUGUUGAGUUACCAUGCUUCAGCGUCAUUGGAGGAUGCACAAAGACUGAGGAAGUUAAGAAUUCCAUCUUCGCAGCAUUAUCACCUCUACGAUUUCAAGUUUGAUGACAUACACAUGGAUGAUGAUGACACACUCAAGGCCUGUAUACGAAUGUUCCUAGACCUGGACUUCAUUGAGAGGUUCCACAUAGAGUACGAAGUCCUCUGCAGGUGGCUGCUGAGCGUCAAGAAGAACUACCGUCACGUCACGUACCACAACUGGCGACACGCAUUCAACGUCGCGCAGAUGAUGUUCUCUAUCAUCACGGCAACACAGUGGUGGAAGAUUUUUGGCGAAAUCGAGUGCUUGGCACUGAUGAUCGCGUGUCUGUGCCAUGAUCUGGACCAUCGAGGGACUAACAAUUCAUUCCAGAUAAAAGCGUCAUCCCCGCUGGCCAGGUUGUACUCCACGUCGACGAUGGAGCACCACCACUUCGACCAGUGCCUCAUGAUCCUCAGUAGCCAGGGAAAUCAGAUUUUGAGCAAUGUGUCGCCAGAAGAAUACUCCAGGAUAAUCAAGGUCUUGGAGGACGCCAUUCUGUCAACGGACCUGGCAGUGUAUUUCAGGAAACGAGGCAUGUUCCUGAGCCUGGUCCGGACGGAGUCGUACAACUGGGGGCGGGAGGAGCACCGGGAGCUGCUCCGGGCGAUGACGAUGACCGUCUGCGACCUGGCCGCCAUCACGAAGCCCUGGGAGGUCGAGAAGAGGGUCGCAGAGCUGGUAUCUAGCGAGUUCUUUGAGCAAGGAGACAUUGAACGCCAGGAGCUGCACAUCACCCCAAUAGACAUCAUGAAUCGCGAGAAGGAAGACCAGUUGCCGUUGAUGCAAGUCGGAUUUAUCGACUCCAUCUGCAUGCCAAUAUAUGAGGCUUUCGCUUCGUUGUCCGACAAGUUGCAGCCGCUGGUGGACGGGGUGAAGCAGAAUAAGGCCCAUUGGUUGGAGCUGGCUGGAACGCCCAACCACACGCAGUCUGACGAUUCUGGCGAGCAGUGAAUGUGUGCCAUUGUUUGCCUGAUGUGCAUUAAACCAAAGUUGACCCAUCGUUAUGUCUACAUUUUAUGUUUGUGAAUAUGUUUUAAGAUAAAAGUUUUUGUUUACAUUCAUUGUUUUUUGUAAGUAAAGUGUUGUACAGACUGUAUAAAUUAUGUCAUUUAAAUGAAAAAUAAUAUAUUGUGUACUAAAUUUGUUAAAAAGAUGUCUCAGUUGAAACACAUCCUUACUUGGGAAAUCAACUUGUAAAAACCCUCACGAUGAAUGGUAGCCUAAACAAGGAUAAAUUAUUUUAAAGCGGCUGAUAUGUAGAUAUCUUACCAUUGCCAUAUUUCUGCUUUGGUUUGAAGUUGUAAGCAUUUUCAUGCCUUUCGAAUACAAAUUUUAUUAAUAACACUUGAAAAUAAUGAAUAUUAAAUUUAUUAUAAAUAUUUGACAUAGGAUACAUCAUAAUUUUGUCGUAUAUCAGCGUUCACUGUUGAGGUUGUCAUUAGAUGUUUUAAGUGCACCACAAUCUAAAAAUCAGUAUUUUAAACGCACAAAUAUUGCAAGUUAUUUCACUACUGUGUUGCAGAUGUCAAAAAAAUUGUGUGGUCAAUUGGACACACAGAUUAUUUAUUAAUAUUUUAAACUUGAAAACAAACUAUUCUUUGCAUUCAUUUUGACUUGCAUUUUAGCUGUGAGAAAAAAUAAUUAAAUGUCUUCGACCAUUGACUGAACCAAAAAACACAUAAUCAUUCGUGAUGACCACUAAACGAAGUGAAAGUGACAGUUGCGACAGUGUACAAAUCAAUAGUCGCAUUCUACCACCAUACAGUAGCAGCUUACUUGCUGUAUUUAUUUAUGAUGAAACACUUUGUGUUCAAAAAACAAAAUACACAUAUUGUGGUUUCGGAGGCUAGCCCAAGGUGUCCUAACCACUGAUUUGUUGUCUUGGGUCUUAUCUGCUCCAGCAUGGUCCACUAGGUCCGUGGCUGAAUAUACAUAAAAGAAAUUAACUAUGACACUGCUACGCUCGGUAAUCUGUGGAGACAACUGAUUCCUAUAUGAUAUGAGCAUGCUGACAUUUUAUUGCAAGAGCGCACUUUACAUAGACAUCACAUGUGAUACAUUAGACGCACACUACGUAAUUGCUAGGUAUGUUUAUACACGUGUGUGCUAGCUGCAGUCUCUUUGUUAAUGGUUUCUUAGUUUGGUGGGGUUGGGCAUUAAUAAUCGCAAAAGACAUUGCUGAUUCCGGCAAACAAUUGCAUGGAUGUAUUAACUUAAACUUGUCCGUUCUGGAGUCAGCCAGUACUGUAAAUUGAGACUCCAUGGCGUGUCAGCUUGGCAGAGUUAUGUUUAAACUGAGGAGAUUGGCAGUACACUGUAAAAUAAGCCUAGGAAUGCAUGAGGAAAGAAGUUAAUUUGGAGAAUGACUAUAAUUACAGGAAUGAAGACGACUCGUAUGAAAGUUGAUGUUUUCCUAUGGCUGCCAUUGGAGGCUGAUAUGAGGCCGGGGACUUAUGCCAAAAUUACAUAAGUAAAAAAGUUUUUUAUGUUAAAAUGUAUAUACAUUCCUUAAAAAAAAGAGGUUUCCGUGAUUAAAUGGCUGAAGACCCAUAUUAGAUUUUCAAAAUAAUGUAAGAACUAAUUCAAAAACAUGACUAAAAAGCUUUUUCUGUAGAAAGUGAAUUACAUAUAUUAUUAGUUGUUGAUUUGACUUGUGAUUUAAUGAAGGCCCUUGGCGCAAGGAAAAUUAAAAAGGUUCAUUAAAACACUUUGCCCGUAGCGGGCCAACAUGCAUGUUGUAAGAUGCAUAUUCCCUUGUGGGUAUAACUGGAAAUUUAAAUCACUGGGUGUUCGCAUGAAUAUUUGAGGACUGACUAUGGUGUGGUCAAACACACAGGAGUAUGCUAUUUGCAUGGCACAGGGUGCAAGUUGCAGACAUGUUUACUUUGUGAGUAAUUAAUCAAUUUGUGUCAAAAUUAAUUUUCUGCACAAAAUAGUUAGUUAUUCAAACCAUGUUUGAAAAUUAAAAAAAAGUAAACCAUAUUUCAACUGUGAUAGGAAGUUAUGAAGAAUACAAUGUGAAGCCAUAUGGUGUAUUUAUGCAAUCGGAAUUGUAAGGAACAAUUGUUAGAACAGGAGCUUGUGACAAAUUCAAAAAGUUGCCGAAUGGACCUCGCACUACUGGGAGGACGAAAGCCAAGUUAGCGGAUGAAACAUUUCAUAAAGAUGAUCAAGAAUCACGAAUAUACAAAUUUGUUUAUAUCCAAUGUUAGUGUGUACGGCUGUAAUGUUUUAUCCCUAUCCCUGUGCUGUGGUUACCCCAAUAUGUAGAUUAGUUUACGUGAAGAGUGCAGUUUGCUUGUCUAGUGUAAGUGCCACGCAGCGUAAGUCUUCCCAGGUAUCAGCGGUAAGUUGGGGGUGCAGCGACAAGAAGCAGGCACACGUCAUCGCAGCUAACGGGUAUAUAAACCUGACCAAUUGGCAGUGACCGGGAAGACCCAACACCAGUCCCACGAGUGGUCUGAGCUACCAGGACGUCGUCAGCGACAAAGUUUGACAGAGUGGAAGCUCUGCCAAACUGAGUGCUGAUUAGAAUUGCUACUUGCUGGGCAAGACCACUGAAUGAAUAGGGUACUCACUGGCUGCCAAUGAACUACUGAGUGAGUAGGAUACUUGCCGGGGCCGACGUACCACCGAGCGAGUAGGACGUCCCGCCGCGGCCGACGUACCACCGAGCGAGUAGGACGUCUCGCCGGGGCCGAAGUACCACCGAGCGAGUAGGACGUCUCGCCGGGGCCGAAGUACCACCGAGCGAGUAGGACGUCUCGCCGGGGCCGACGUACAACCGAGCGAGUAGGACGUCUCGCCGCGGCCGACGUACCACCGAGCGAGUAGGACGUCUCGCCGGGGCCGAAGUACCACCGAGCGAGUAGGACGUCUCGCCGGGGCCGACGUACAACCGAGCGAGUAGGACGUCUCGCCGGGGCCGAAGUACCACCGAGCGAGUAGGACGUCUCGCCGGGGCCGAAGUACCACCGAGCGAGUAGGACGUCUCGCCGGGGCCGAAGUACCACCGAGCGAGUAGGACGUCUCGCCGGGGCCGAAGUACCACCGAGCGAGUAGGACGUCUCGCCGGGGCCGAAGUACCACCGAGCGAGUAGGACGUCUCGCCGGGGCCGACGUACAACCGAGCGAGUAGGACGUCUCGCCGGGGCCGAAGUACCACCGAGCGAGUAGGACGUCUCGCCGGGGCCGACGUACAACCGAGCGAGUAGGACGUCUCGCCGGGGCCGAAGUACCACCGAGCGAGUAGGACGUCUCGCCGGGGCCGAAGUACAUCCGAGCGAGUAGGACGUCUCGCCGGGGCCGAAGUACCACCGAGCGAGUAGGACGUCUCGCCGGGGCCGAAGUACCACCGAGCGAGUAGGACGUCUCGCCGGGGCCGAAGUACCACCGAGCGAGUAGGACGUCUCGCCGCGGCCGACGUACCACCGAGCGAGUAGGACGUCUCGCCGCGGCCGACGUACCACCGAGCGAGUAGGACGUCUCGCCGGGGCCGACGUACCACCGAGCGAGUAGGACGUCUCGCCGCGGCCGACGUACCACCGAGCGAGUAGGACGUCUCGCCGGGGCCGACGUACCACCGAGCGAGUAGGACGUCUCGCCGGGGCCGACGUACCACCGAGCGAGUAGGACGUCUCGCCGGGGCCGACGUACCACCGAGCGAGUAGGACGUCUCGCCGCGGCCGACGUACCACCGAGCGAGUAGGACGUCUCGCCGCGGCCGACGUACCACCGAGCGAGUAGGACGUCUCGCCGGGGCCGACGUACCACCGAGCGAGUAGGACGUCUCGCCGGGGCCGACGUACCACCGAGCGAGUAGGACGUCUCGCCGGGGCCGACGUACCACCGAGCGAGUAGGACGUCUCGCCGCGGCCGACGUACCACCGAGCGAGUAGGACGUCUCGCCGCGGCCGACGUACCACCGAGCGAGUAGGACGUCUCGCCGGGGCCGACGUACAACCGAGCGAGUAGGACGUCUCGCCGGGGCCGACGUACAACCGAGCGAGUAGGACGUCUCGCCGGGGCCGACGUACCACCGAGCGAGUAGGACGUCUCGCCGCGGCCGACGUACCACCGAGCGAGUAGGACGUCUCGCCGCGGCCGACGUACCACCGAGCGAGUAGGACGUCUCGCCGCGGCCGACGUACCACCGAGCGAGUAGGACGUCUCGCCGCGGCCGACGUACCACCGAGCGAAUAGGACGUCUCGCCGCGGCCGACGUACCACCGAGCGAGUAGGACGUCUCGCCGCGGCCGACGUACCACCGAGCGAGUAGGACGUCUCGCCGGGGCCGACGUACCACCGAGCGAGUAGGACGUCUCGCCGGGGCCGACGUACCACCGAGCGAGUAGGACGUCUCGCCGCGGCCGACGUACCACCGAGCGAGUAGGACGUCUCGCCGCGGCCGACGUACCACCGAGCGAGUAGGACGUCUCGCCGCGGCCGACGUACCACCGAGCGAGUAGGACGUCUCGCCGCGGCCGACGUACCACCGAGCGAGUAGGACGUCUCGCCGCGGCCGACGUACCACCGAGCGAGUAAGAGACUCGCUGGGUGCAGAGCAACCACCGGCCAGCAGGAGACAUUGUAGCUUUGCUAGGAUUGCUGGUCUGCUGCUGACUCAAUGCACAAGUAAUGCAGUGUUAGAGUGAGCAAUGGGGAGAUGUCUGUGCCAUAGUGAGUUUCAGACUGGUGUCAUUUCGACGGCUGGAGAGCGAGUGACAUGAAGAAAAUAGGUGAGUACCAAUAGUAGCUCGGAGUAAUUAAGACUAAACAUUUUGAAUAAUUGCCCUUUAGGCUUGACAAGUCGAACAUUUCCCAGAGACAGAAAUUAAUUAAUGCUAAUUAGAAUUCAAGUUAAAGUUUAAAUAGUUACGACUUUUGUUGUGAGCCACAGAAAAACUUUACGUCAUUGAGGCAAUUUCCUUUAAAGAUGGUUCAAUUAUUUUUAAUCUACAUGGAGUGAGUUGCUUGCACACUCUCAUUAAUUUAAACACUUGUUCACUAUUAUACAAGCAAAAUAAUUCUUGUUAGUCAUUAUUUCCAGUGUUUGUUUAAUAUUGUGAAUAAUGUGUGUAGGACUGCUGGUGACUGCUGGUGGCUGCUGUGGAAAGGAGGCACAGCCUACGUCGAGCUCUAAACUGCAGAAUGGUUUAUUUUGGCGAGGUCGGCUAUGGGAUUCAUUGUCGUGAACCACGCAGAUUGCACCAAGUGGCCCCAUGAAUUGCAAGAGUGAUACCAAGUGUCUUGGAUCUUUAGAAGUUGUCGAGCACGUCUACAGUUCUUUGUUCGAUGUAAGUGGUGAGGAAAGCGGAGAAGUUUGAUCGCUGUUGCGUACCUGAAUACCACAUUGACUAUGUACAGUUUAAUUUAAUGCUACAGAUUGUAUAGAUUUCUUUGAAGUGAAAAAUAUUGUCAACUAACUGGUGGAACUAAGAUUAGCUGGUGGUAAGCUGACUGGAAGCCUAACUUUUGGCAUUAUCUGACAUUUGAAGGCACCAUGUAUUUGCACCAUUGCCAAAAUUUUUGUAUAAAUUUAUACAUAAUUUAAUAAAAAUAACAGUUGCAGAACUGGACAAUCUAAUAGGAACUGCAAUUUAAAUCUGAUUUCUGGUGGUUUUUAAUUUGUGUGCUGAACACAAAUCUCUUGCUGCCAAUUUUGCCAGUGGUAGAUUAACUUAAUUGGAUCUUAUUGUAAAGUAGGUAACUUUGUAUGGAUAUAGUUACUACAUGCCUGUCUUCUUUGGCAUAUAUAAUUGUUGAAAGAUUUUAACCAAUUCUGUUAGCCAUAAAUGGUGGCAAAUGCAAGAUGAGUUCUAGCAUUGUUAGUGCUGUAACUAAAUUACUCUUGGUGACCAUAGAAACUGACAAAUAUUUAUUGGAUAAUUCACAUAUUAACCCCCUUAACACCAAUGUUGAGCAAGGCUGGCCAAGAUUUAUUUUCUAAUUGUGAUUUUGGCUCUAAACAUUUUGAUCAUGUGAGAUUGUUGAUAGUGCCUAUUAAGUAGGCCAAAGGUAUAAUGUAAACUGUGAAAACCACUCGGUUUUAACACACAUUGGAGUUGAAUGUGUGUUAAAACUGUGUGGGGUUAAACACACUUUGUAGAUGAAUGAGUGGAAGUGUACAAUUUGUUAAAUUUGUAAAAAAAUUUUUUAUGUAGGUAUUUUGUACAGCACUGAUUGUAAUUGUAUGUAUAAUGUACAAAAUGUUUGAAAAUAAAAUUGGUUUUGAACUGAA